AUGUUCCAGCAGCAGCAGCAGCAAAUGUUUGCGCAAAACCCCGCGCUUGCAAUGCAGGCCCAACAACAACGCCAGGCAAUGAUGCGCCAGCAGCACCAGCAACACCAGCAGAUGAUGCAGCAACAACAGCAGAAUGGGAUGAUGGGAUUCCCGCAUGGCGGGAACCAGGGAAUGACCCCGCAGCAAAUGGCUGCUAUGCAGGGAAACCCCCAAGGGCUUCAAGUAAACCUGCCGCCGCACAUCCGCGCGCAACUUACUCAAAAUCAAAUGCAGCAGGCUCAGCAGCAGCAUGCGCAAGCUCAGCAGCAAGCUCAACAGCAGGCCCAGCAACAGCAACAGCUCAUGGCUCAGCACCACACGGCUAUGCAGCAUGUCGCUUCUCAGCAAAGCAAUCCUGGUCAAGGUGGACCGCAAAACCAGCCGCCGCCGCAGGGUCAGCCAGGGCAGAUGAGGCCUCAGCCCCCGGGAAUGCAGCCUGGACAUGAAGCACAGGCCUCUCCUGCACCGCCUCCCAGUCAACAUCAUACGCCACAGCAGACCCAAUCACAACCUCAACCUCCGCCGCCGGCGCAGGCCCCGACUCCUGUGCAGCAAGGCCCCCCUCCCCCAGGCCCUCCCCCUCAGCAACAGCAGCAGCCCCAGCCACCCCAGCAGCAGCCGCAACAGCCGCAGCAGCCGGGUCAGCAACCGCCUCAGAAUCAACAGCAGGCAAUGCAGCAGCAGCAACAGCAGCAGCAGCGCCAGCAAAUGGCCCAGCAGCAGCAGAUGAUGCAACAGAGGGCUCAGGCGGCUCAGGCUCAAGCAGCUCAGGUCCAUGCUCAGCAAAAUCGGAUGUACGGCACCACUAUACUCAAGCUACUUAAUCUGGCCGACAAUCUUAGCCGGUUCUCUGCGGAUCGACAACCAAACGACAUAACCCACUGGAAAACUUUUGUCGGAAGAUUCUUCUCUGAAGAUGGUAUCUUCAAGCAGACAUUGCUGGAUUAUGCACCUCAAGCUCAGAAGCCCAAGAACUUCGAAAUCUGCAAUCCUGCAUUACCUCGUUACUACUACACGCAAUUCCAGAGCGGUGUUCAAAACAUCCAGCUUACCAUGGACGGCAUUACGGAGAAGGAGUUUGGAAACAACUGCCACUACGUGGAAAGUAACCGAGCAAAGUUCAUUUACUGGUUCAAGAACGGAACUCAGGUGGUGCAAAAUGGAAAGCUCAGCGCGAUGUUCGACCGCGAUGAUAAGAUCAACCUGCUCAUCUUUGAGACGGCGGAUCACAUGCAAUACCUGCCGCGGAGUACUUUGGAAGGCCUUUUCCACGUCAGAUCGCCCCACCAAAACAUGUCGCCGAAGAUGAGCAAGAAGAAUCCUCCCAACCAGAGGAAUCCACGCAUGCAAAAUGCCGAGCCUACAAUGCUUUUCUCAGAACUUCCGGAAGCACCGGUGUCAACCUGGGGUGUUACCAACCCGGUGCUCCAGUUCCUCGAGGUUGGCGAGACUCUUUCGAACAUGCAGGAGUUGUUCGCUCACUACCACGCCAACCCGGGCAAUACCCCUUCUCAGGCUAUGAACAGCCUGGUGGCCAAUCUUAACAUCCAGCAGCAGAACCAGGGAGGCAUGGCGCCGGGUAAUCCGAUGCAGCCGGGUCAGCAACAACAGGGACCUCAACCACCGCAGCAAGGCGGACCAGGCCAACCCCAGAUAAACCUCCCGCCCGGAGCGCCCACGCCGAACAGCGCGCCGGGAGCUAGGACACCUCAGAACAUGGCUGGUGGCAAUCCUAAUGUUCAACCACAUCCCCCCAACCAACAGUUCAUGUCCCCGCACAUUGCCAAUCUCCAGCAGUUUCCCGGCGGCUUGAAUCCUGCGGUUAACGGAUCACCGCACCUCGGCGGGCAGACUCACACGCCGUCGCCAGCGCAAGCACACAUGCAAGCGCCCGGUCUCGUGGCUCAGCACAGCCAACAGGGCACGAACAGCAGUGCAGCUGCAAGUGCCAACACUAGCCCAAAUGUGAGUAACAAGCGGAGACGCAGCACCGUGAAGACUGAGGGCGACGAUGGUCCUGAUGGAGCACCAACGGCAAAGGUCAAACCGAGCCCUAGAAUGCCGAACAACAACAAGCGUAUCAAGGGCAACCCGGGUUGA
Messenger RNA from Lasiodiplodia theobromae, 2139 nucleotides. RefSeq lists its product as uncharacterized. Bases 1 to 2139 code for a protein of 712 amino acids. The record is from RefSeq and is a predicted model, not a curated record. Gene Ontology annotation, cellular component: nucleus; transcription regulator complex. The transcript is spliced from 5 exons. Gene Ontology annotation, biological process: positive regulation of transcription by RNA polymerase II; negative regulation of transcription by RNA polymerase II. Lineage: Eukaryota; Fungi; Ascomycota; Dothideomycetes; Botryosphaeriales; Botryosphaeriaceae.